AUGGCGACGACUGCUGCUGGCCCGUCGCGACCCAGUCGCCUUUUCUAUAUUAACGACAAGUCGAGCGGCCUUCGUUUCCUGGUCGAUACCGGUGCCGAGGUCAGCGUCAUCCCGCCUCUAAGGCGUCACCGCCUCAAGCCAUCGCAAUUCUCAUUGCAGGCUGCAAAUAGCACCACAAUCAGCACCUACGGCCAACUGUCCCUCACUUUAGAUCUUGGUCUCCGGCGACGUUUUCAAUGGGUCUUUAUAGAGGCUGACGUCAAAUCGCCCAUUAUCGGGGCCGACUUUUUGUCAUCUUUCGGCUUAACAGUCAAUGUCAGACACCGUCGCCUCUCAGACACCACCACCCAACUCUUUACUAUAGGUACCAGUAGCUCUGAACGGUCGGUUGGCAUUCAUGUCACCAUCCCCAGCACCCCUUUCGCUGACAUUUUGAAGGACUACCCGUCCAUCACUAAACCAUGUCAUUUUACCGAAACCGUUCAACACGGAGUGAAACACCACAUUGUCACGGCAGGGCAACCAGUGAACGCUCGUCCGCGUAGACUCCACCCUGACAAGCUCCGAAUAGCAAAGAACGAAUUUGAACAUAUGAUGAAUCUGGGCAUUAUACGCCCAUCAUCUAGCCCAUGGGCCUCACCACUGCACAUGGUGCCAAAGAAGUCCCCUGACAAUUGGAGACCGUGCGGUGAUUAUCGAGCCCUAAACAGGUCCACAGUCCCUGACCGGUACCCCAUUCCCCACAUUCAUGACUUUUCCCACAUGUUAGCCGGCAAAACUGUUUUUUCCAAGAUAGACCUCGUCAGGGCGUACCACCAAAUCCUGGUCGCUGAGGAAGAUAUCCCAAAGACCGCUAUCACGACACCCUUUGGGCUGUUCGAAUUUAUUCGCAUGCCUUUUGGUUUGCGCAAUGCUGCCCAGUCGUUUCAGCGCUUCAUCGAUGAGAUCUUGCGGGGCCUUCCAUUCGCUUACGCCUACAUCGACGACAUGCUCGUCGCAAGCUCUUCGGCAGAGGAACAUGCCUCGCAUUUACGCCUCAUAUUCGUUCGUUUCCAGCAACACGGUUUGCAAUUAAACGCUGACAAAUGUGUUUUUGGCGUUAAUUCUCUCGAUUUCCUUGGCCAUCACGUCGAUCAGCACGGAAUCACUCCACUUACAGAGAAGGUGCAAUGCAUCUUGUCUUUCCCUGUUCCCAACACACUCACUCAGCUGCGACGUUUCAUAGGCCUUACCAACUAUUACAGACGUUUUAUUCCCCAUUGUGCGGCAAUCCUGGCUCCCUUGACUGACCUUUUGAAGUCGAAAGCAAAACCUAUUGAACUUUCACCGGCAGCCCAUACAGCUUUUGAGGAAGCGAAAAAGGCUCUUGCCGAUGCCACCCUGCUGCACCACCUCAGCUCUGACGCUCAUACAGAGCUCAUUUUGACCACCGACGCUUCCAGCAGUACUGUCGGCGCAGUCUUGCAACAACAGGUGAAUAACCAGUUGCAGCCUUUAGCUUUCUUUUCACAGAAGCUACAACCGGCACAGACUCGCUACAGUACUUUCUCUCGCGAGCUCCUUGCCGUCUACUUGGCCAUACGUCACUUUCGACACCUUUUAGAGGGCAGAGACUUUUCGGUCCACACUGACCACAAGCCUCUCACUUACGCCCUGAAGGCCAAGCCAGAUCGGUUCUCGCCCAGGGAAGUUCGUCACCUGGACUAUAUUUCGCAGUUUACUGCCGACAUCCGCUACGUCCGAGGCAGCGACAAUGUCGUUGCUGAUGCAUUAUCCCGUCCGGACAUCAACACACUCACAUCCGAUUUCGACCUGGCGAGGCUUGCAGACCUCCAAACAGCAGACGAGUCCAUCGCGGACUUACGUACGUCUACUACUCUGCAGCUUCGAGAUGCACCACUUCCUGCAUCACCAGGUACGAUUUUGUGCGAUUGGUCCACAGGCACCCCUCGUCCUGUUGUUCCACUAUCCUAUCGUAAGGUCGUCUUUGACCACUUUCACUCCCUCUCUCACCCUGGCAUUCACGCUGGACGUAAGUUAAUCGUGGCUCGUUUUGUUUGGCCGAAGAUGAAUUCCGACAUUGCCCUUUGGACCAAACAGUGUCUCGCAUGCCAAAAGAACAAGGUUCAUCGACACACUAUCUCCCCUCCAAGUACAUUUGCGGUCCCGGACGUUUGA
Spirometra erinaceieuropaei is the source of this 2178-nucleotide messenger RNA. The record is from the annotation of a GenBank genome assembly. NCBI's taxonomy places the organism in Eukaryota, Metazoa, Platyhelminthes, Cestoda, Diphyllobothriidea, Diphyllobothriidae.